UGUCUGCGCCCCGGCGGCGCAGGGGCGCGGGGGGGCCCCGGGCUGCUGCAUUUCGGGGCGCCCUCAGACAUGCCUCUCACCCCCUGCUGGACGCCCGCACGGCUCCGCUGGCUGCGACUGGCGAGGUUCGGAGACUAGCGCGACCCCUGCCCCAACUUCAGACUUUGGGGUCCCCCAGCCCGAGAAGGACUGGUAGCCCGGCUGGGGGAGCCCCGGGUGUGGUGUGACGGGGCGGUCAGCUUUGCUGAGCCCACCCUCCUGCCGCCGGUGGUCUCCUGGCCCCCAAGGAUGUAGCUGCGUCCCCCUCCGCGCGCCCCCGCCCCCGGCCCCGGACUUCAGCCGCAGUCUCCGCGACCUACGGGCUGCACCGCCAACUCUGUCCCCCGGGAGCCCAGCGCCGUCUCUUCGUCCUCUGGAUCCCAGCAGCCGUCUCUGCAUCCCCCAUCCCCGGAUUCCGGUAUCGCCCCCCUCAAGAAUCUAGCAGCGCUGCCCGCGAACCCCAGGAUCCAGCAGCUAUCGCUGUGCAUGCACCCCCCUCCCGCCCCCCAGCAGCCCCAGCGUCCAGCCGCCCUCUCCGCGUCUGCUCAACCCCAGGCUCCAGCCGUGAUCGCCGCGUCGCCGGCAUCUAGCUGUCGCGCCAGAGCCGGCUAGUGCAGCGCAUCCCGGCGCGCCCGAGUCCGGCCCGGCCCGGCCCGGCGGGGAGAUGAACGCGCCGCUGGACGGCCUGUCGGUGAGCUCGUCUUCCACCGGCUCGCUGGGCUCGGCGGCCGGGGCGGGCGGCGGCGGGGGCGCGGGGCUGCGGCUACUGUCUGCCAACGUGCGCCAGCUGCACCAGGCACUGACGGCGCUGCUGAACGAGGCGGAGCGGGAGCAGUUCACACACUGCUUGAACGCCUACCACGCGCGCCGCAACGUCUUCGACCUGGUGCGCACCCUGCGCGUGCUGCUGGACAGCCCGGUCAAGCGGCGCCUGCUGCCCAUGCUGCGCCUGGUCAUCCCGCGCUCCGACCAGCUGCUGUUCGACCAGUACACGGCCGAGGGCCUCUAUCUGCCCGCCACCACCCCCUACAGGCAGCCCGCCUGGGCCGGCCCCGACGGCGCGGGGCCUGGGGAGGUGCGCCUGGUGAGCCUGCGGCGCGCCAAGGCGCACGAGGGCUUGGGUUUCAGCAUCCGCGGCGGCUCGGAACACGGCGUGGGCAUCUAUGUGUCGCUGGUGGAGCCGGGCUCCCUCGCUGAGAAAGAAGGGCUGCGCGUUGGAGAUCAGAUUCUGCGCGUCAACGAUAAAUCCCUGGCCCGAGUAACCCAUGCGGAGGCAGUUAAGGCUCUGAAGGGCUCCAAGAAGCUAGUGUUGUCAGUGUACUCAGCGGGCCGCAUCCCGGGCGGCUAUGUCACCAACCACAUCUACACCUGGGUGGACCCUCAGGGCCGCAGCACCUCCCCACCUGCCGGCCUGCCCCAGCCCCAUGGCAGUGCCCUGAACCAGCCUGAUGGGGACCGCAGGAGCACCCUGCACCUGCUACAGGGUGGGGAUGAGAAAAAGGUGAACUUGCUGCUGGGUGAUGGCCGCUCCCUGGGCCUCACCAUCCGAGGGGGCGCUGAGUACGGCCUGGGCAUCUACAUCACCGGAGUGGACCCAGGUUCGGAGGCAGAAGGCAGUGGGCUAAAGGUCGGGGACCAGAUUCUGGAGGUGAAUGGGCGGAGCUUUCUCAGCAUCCUGCACGACGAGGCGGUGAAGCUGCUCAAGUCCUCGCGACACCUCAUGCUGACAGUGAAGGAUGUUGGGAGGCUGCCGCAUGCCCGCACCACCGUGGAUGAGACCAAGUGGAUUGCCAGUUCCCGCAUCGGGGAGAUCGCCACCAACUCAGGGUUUCCUGGGGACCUCACAGCAGAAGGGACACACAAGCUGGGAUUUUACAAGGGCCUGGCGGGCUCACAGGUGACCCUCAGCAGCCUGGGGAACCAGGUGCGUGUUCUGCUUGAGGAGCAGGCCCGGCACCUGCUGACGGAGCAGGAGCGUGCCACCCUGGCCUACUACCUGCAGGAGUACCGUGUGGGCAGCGUCUCGGUGGACGCCCUCACCAUGGCCCUGUUCGAGCUACUCAACACCCACGCCAAGUUCUCGCUCCUCUCGGAGGUGAGAGGCGUCAUCUCCCCGCAAGACCUGGACCGUUUUGACCAUCUGGUGCUGAGGCGUGAGAUCGAGUCCAUGAAGGCACGGCAGCCCCUAGGCCCUGGGGCCGGGGAUACCUACUCCAUGGUCUCCUACAGCGACACGGGUUCCUCCACGGGCAGCCAUGGCACCUCCACCACCGUCAGCUCGGCCAGGGAGCGGCUGCUGUGGCUUAUAGACCUGAUGGAGAACACCCUGGACCUCGAGGAGACUGGCGAGGCUGUCCAGAGCAAUGCCAAUGCCCUCCCUGAUGUGUCCGUGGAUGACGUCAAACCCACCUGCGAGGGGCUGCCCAGCUGUAAGCCGCCACCUCCCCCACCCGCUCUGGGCCAGCUGAAGAAGCCAGGGCGAGAGGACCCCCCGGCGCCCUCCUCAGCCUCUUCCCACUCGGGCAUCGUCUUCUCAGUUCCCAGGACACGCAGCCCACCGGCAGGCACUGCAGCCACCCUGGGGAUCCCUUCCGCACAGGACUCGCCCUCCUCCCCCAUCUACGCAUCUGUCUCCCCUACCAACCCCGGCUCCAAGAGGCCACUAGAUGCCCACCUGGCCAGGGUCAGCCAGCACCCCAUCGGCCCCUUCCCUCGGGUCCAAUCACCCCCUCACUUGAAAAGCCCCCCAGCUGAGGCCACGGGGGCCGGGGGCUGCCUGCCGCCACUCUCGCCUUCUGGCCACCCGGACCAAGUGGGCAGCAACCAGCACUUCGUUAUGGUGGAGGUCCACCGGCCAGACAGCGAGCCUGAUGUGAACGAAGUGAGGGCGCUGCCCCAGGCACGCACAGCCUCCACACUCUCACAGCUCUCAGACAGCGGGCAGACCCUGAGCGAGGACAGUGGCGUGGAUGCUGGGGAGGCUGAGGCAAGCGCCCCAGGUCGGGGCAGACAGACAGCACCCACCAAGAGCAGAAAUAGCAAGGAGCUACCCCGGAGUGAGAGGACCCCAGAGGCGGCCAGCAAACCACCUGGACUGCUGGAGCCCACGUCCACCCUGGUUCGCGUCAAGAAGAGUGCAGCCACCCUGGGCAUUGCCAUCGAGGGGGGUGCCAACACACGCCAGCCCCUGCCUAGGAUCGUCACUAUUCAGAGAGGCGGCUCAGCCCACAACUGUGGGCAGCUCAAGGUGGGCCACAUAAUUCUGGAGGUGAACGGGGUGCCACUGCGGGGCAAGGAGCACCGUGAAGCUGCCCGCAUCAUCGCUGAGGCCUUCAAGACCAAGGACCGUGACUGCAUCGACUUCCUGGUCACCGAGUUCAACGUGAUGCUCUAGGGCCUCACCUGCCCGGGCCCUAGACCCUCCCUGCUCCUGAUAACUUGGAGCUACAGGGUCAGGGUAACAGGAAGACGUCCCUCCCUCCACCCCAGCCUGCUGGACCAGCACCUGGAGAAGAUGAGAACCCAGGCAGGGCAGACAGAAGGGCGGGGCGGGAGCUGUGUGCAGAGGUCUGGCUUUUCCAUGUUGCCUGGUGGCACAGCUGCCCCCUGCCAGCCUGGGACCCAGUCCACCCUGGUCUGGAAUCAGGUCACAUGAGCAGUCAUGGAGGAGGCCCCCCUCUGCGGGGACAGGAGUCUUGCAAGACCUUUAGUGCCACAAAUAAGCAUCGAGCACCUCCUCAUUCAUGCCCAUUCCUUCUGGCUCCUUCUCCCCGCCCCCCACGCUAUUUAUUAUUUAUUGCCGCCUUCUUGCCACAGCAACCCCAGCCUACCCCAGAGGCCUUGCCGGUGACCAGCAAUGUCCGUGUAUUUAUAUACAGAGCUACGACUUUAAUUUUUCAAUAAAGAAAUCUGUACAAGGUUAGGGCCAGCAUGUUGUGUGGGCUGCCU
Ochotona curzoniae (black-lipped pika) is the source of this 3987-nucleotide messenger RNA. It is a transcript of the gene WHRN, whose product is annotated as whirlin. Gene Ontology annotation, cellular component: stereocilia ankle link complex; plasma membrane; cilium. Lineage: Eukaryota; Metazoa; Chordata; Mammalia; Lagomorpha; Ochotonidae. Gene Ontology annotation, biological process: auditory receptor cell stereocilium organization; sensory perception of sound. The transcript is spliced from 13 exons. Gene Ontology annotation, molecular function: protein binding. The record is from RefSeq and is a predicted model, not a curated record. Bases 704 to 3433 code for a protein of 909 amino acids.